UCAUAAAUGGCCCUUUUGUAGUAUAUAUACACUGGCCUUUUCCCCUUAUUUCCAUUUUUCAUCUCUCUCCCUUAGUCACCCCUGAAAACAGCAAAAUCUGCGCUUUCUCUUCUCUUCUCACCCCGCACUCUUCUGUGGAAGCAAAAACCAAAUUUCAUAGAGCAAUGACCUGAUUAAACUUUACUAAAAAAUGUAAUUCAACUAUAUCUUCGAAUUGGGUCUGAGAAAAUUGUGCUUUUGAUUGACAAAUGAAGUAAGAAAUCAGAAAUCCUAGGGAGAUUUUGUUAAAAAAAAAUUUAACUUGUUCAAGAUAAUGGCAACGAAGGCUGGGAGGAUAGUUAGAUCAUUGGUGUCAUCUCCGUUGGUUUCUGGGUAUGGGUCUAAUAAGUACGGCGGUGAAGGGUUGCUGGCGGCAAGGGGAUUGGGAUCCUCUGUUUCGUUAUUCUCUUCAUCGGCGGCCGCAGCUGUGGAACCAGAGGAAACCCAUUUGAAUUCGACGACAACACCAGUGGAGACGAGGCUUUUUGGGAUGCUGAAAGAUUAUGAAGAAUAUAGGAGGGCGCUUUAUGGUGGCCUUACUCAUAAAGCCCUCUUCGUUGAUGCUGUGGGGACUCUUGUUGUCCCUUCUCAGCCCAUGGCUCAGAUAUACCGGCAGAUUGGUGAGAAAUAUGGGGUAAAUGUUUCAGAGACUGAGAUAUUGAAUAGAUACCGAAGGGCAUAUGAGCAGCCCUGGGGUAGGUCUCGUCUGAGAUACGUUGAUGAUGGGAGACCAUUUUGGCAAUUCAUAGUCAGUGCUUCAACUGGAUGUUCAGAUCCUCAGUACUUUGAAGAGCUGUAUAACUAUUAUAUGACUGAGAAGGCAUGGCAUCUUUGUGAUCCCAAUGCUGAAAAAGUAUUCCAAGCACUCAAAAAUGCAGGUGUCAAGAUAGCUAUUGUAUCAAACUUUGAUACAAGGCUAAGACCUUUGUUAAAGGCUUUAAAUUGCGAUCACUGGUUUGAUGCUGUGGCAGUAUCAGCUGAAGUUGAAGCAGAGAAACCUAAUCCAAUGAUUUUUCUGAAAGCUUGUGACUUGCUAGGAGUAAAUCCGGAGGAUGUUGUUCAUGUUGGAGAUGAUCGAAGGAACGAUAUUUGGGGUGCCAGAGAUGCAGGUUGUGAUGCCUGGCUCUGGGGAAGUGACGUCCAGUCCUUCAAAGAGGUAUGCAUUUCUGUGUCAUUUUUUCUUCAGCUGCAUAUCUAUCUAUCUGAAUGGCUUCAUUUGGCAGUUAGUUUGAUCCUUUUCUGAGUCUAGGUAUAUGCGAGUAUGGGAAAGUUUCAUAACAGUCAUAUGUGAUCAUCAGCUCUUAAGGUUCCUCUUUGCUUGUUUGUGUUCUUUGGGUGAGGUUCACUUCCUGGCCAGGAAAUCAUAGGAAAUUCCAUAUGGAGCUUAGAUUCACCUUAUGUCCAUACUAAACAAAAAAAAAGAAAAAGAAAAAAGGGAAAAAGUCUCGUAUGAACGCUUUCAGUUGCAAUUGGAUUAACUUCUUUACAAUGUUCUGGAGUCCGUUACAGAUAACUUCCAUUACACUUAUCUUUUCUUUAACUUGAGAUGCCUGAUUUCAAUCAGCCAUGAGCUAUUGACAGGCUACAAAACUAUGUUUCUGCAGAUAUCUGCUUUUCGCGUUCUCCUGAAAUAAAUUAUUGCUGAUUUUCAGACUUAAAAACCACUGUAGUUUUUGUCGGUUUCCAGUCGUCUGCAUUGGCGAAAUACUAGUGUUGCUGAUCAAUUGAUGAAAAGUCUAUCGUGUGUUUAGUUUGUAUAGUAAUUGUCCAGAUCUGCUUGAAUGACUAUGUUGCAUUUGUCUCUUUGUGUCUCUUGCUUUCCGGGGAAGAUGAAUGGCUUGACGAUAUGAAAUUGUGUUGCUUGAUGCAGGUUGCUGAGAGAAUUGGCGUUCGGGUUUAAACAAAGCUGGUUCCCUUGCCGUCAGAGUCUCUGCUAAUCCUCAGCUUCCUUUGUCCCUUUUUUUCCCUCACUUGUAUAUAUUCCCCUUUGUCAAUGUGGGUAAUUUUAGAGAUCCAGGGAGACUUGCAGUAUGUUGCAAUAUAGAAAAAUAAUAGAUCACAGAACGGACCAUAUUGUAGGACUUCGGAAGUUCAGUUCUUUCUUAUCUUCCGGUUUUUGUUUUUUUUUUUUUUUUGCUCUUUUUGCAAUGCCUACUCUAGGAAAAAGUGUUGGCAAAAUUUGGCAAGUGUCUCAGAAAUUCCAUUGGAUUUUCCAUUUAAACUCCUCCAAACCAACUCUAUGACAGUCAAUCCACAUAACAAAGAUAUUAAUCGCAGGUCCAUAAACAUAAUGGCUGGAGAUUUAGGAAACUUGAACAUCAUGAAAUGGUCAUAUCUUCCAAAUCAAAUGCCUCAUGCUCCCAACAACUCGAAUUAAUUAAUAAGCCUUCAAAGUUUGGGAACUUUCCAGUGGAAGAGCAAAGCAGCUUUCCAUCUCUACUCUGCUUAGCUUUGAAAUGCCAAGGUCCUUCAAUUGCUUUAGCUCUCCUAUGUCUUUGAUCCAAGUUCCAUUUGCCCAUUCUAGGGAAAAUAAGUUUUGCAAUGAUUCUUUGGACCUUGAAAUCCCGGCGCGAUUGAUCUUUGAACUCCUGGUUGCCUAAAAAUUUGUCCAGAUGAACAAAUCCUUUUCACCUUAAGAAUUUCCUCAAGCACUUUGUGAAAGAUCAGUAUAUGCAAGUAUUCAAGUUUUUUUUAGAGAACUGAUGGGCUUGGGAAUCACAUUAAUUUACCCUUUUGUGUUUGUUUAAGAUUUAAAGUUUGGAAAUGAAAUAAAUUACUAAACUGAAAACUUCAUUUGGAUUUUCCUCUAUGGCCUAAUAUUAAAAUUCGAUUAUUUUGAGAUAAGGAGACUUUUUAAAAAUCAAUUUGAUACAAGUAUGGAAAUUAUCAAAAAACACUACCGAAUUCUUUCCAAUCUCUAAUGGUGAUAAAACCGUAAAAACCCGUUCAGAAAACCUCUCCUAAUGGUAAACAAAAUCAGAAAACUUUUUUUUUUUCCAAGAAAAAUGCCACAAACAAACACGGAGUACUACAGUUACAGCAUUAACCCCUCGCGAUUAUAAUUCUUCAAUAAUCCAUCAAAUUUUAUAUAGUUGCAAAAUUAUUACGAAACCAAAAAAAAAAAAAAAUUAUUACGAAACAGUUGACAAAUAUUACUUGGCCAAAACUAUUUUAAAAAUUAAAAUCUUAAAAUUAGACCUAUGAAAUUCAUCUCAUCUAAAAAGUUAAUAUAGAAUUGAUAAGUAGACGUGGUCCUCCAUUUAUUUAUUUUUUCAAUAAUUUAUAUUUUAAUUUAGAAAAUAAACCUCAACCAAUUAUAAAUUUUUGUUUUAUAAAUUUUAAAUCGAAUUAUUCGUUCAAAAAAGAAUGAGUUCGAUAUGAAGUCACCAAAUCCAAAUCAGAAGGAAUAUACAACAAGAGGGAGAUAUGAACAGUGGAGGGAAAAAGGGGCAAAGCUGAAAGUUACUGGGAUGAUUUGGAACAGAACCUGUGUUAUUGGUUGGUUGGCUGUACAGAAUAGGCUGAUGACCAUUGAAAGGAUGGAGAGACUUGGGAUUUGGGUUGAGCAGGACAAUGUAUACUUCAAGGAUUAUACAGAAUUGAUGCUGCCAUCUGCAUCAGAUCAGACAUUUGUACAUGAUUCAGGAGAUUAGAUCAAUUAGAGGUCCAAUUGACAAUACCUGUAAAUAUAGGGGUAGAAUUGUAUAGCUUGACCAAGUAGUUGACCUGCUGUAUGUUAAUUAUGUCGGCUGUUAUUAGUUUAUUUUUAGUUAGACCUUCAUGUAUAUAUACUUGUACUUUACGCCUGAAUUGACUGAUGAAAU
Messenger RNA from Oldenlandia corymbosa var. corymbosa, 3863 nucleotides. The record is from the annotation of a GenBank genome assembly. NCBI's taxonomy places the organism in Eukaryota, Viridiplantae, Streptophyta, Magnoliopsida, Gentianales, Rubiaceae.